Molecule: messenger RNA, 1322 nt
Organism: Prorocentrum cordatum
Lineage: Eukaryota; Dinophyceae; Prorocentrales; Prorocentraceae
Source: the annotation of a GenBank genome assembly
GCCGAGACGCGUGACGCCUGCGCGGCCGCCAGCGACGGCCUGCCUCCGCUGCUUGGGCUCUGGAAGUCCCGGCUUCCGCUCAUCGUGGUGCCGGUGCUGGCGGGGCUCCACCGCCACAGCCUGCUGCGCGGGGGCGGUCCGCCCGGCGGCGGCAGCGGCGGCGCGGGCCUGCAGGCCUGCGAGGCGCCCCAGCGGCUCCUGGAACUCCACCUUGAGCUUCCGAAUGAGCUCGCCAGGCAUGACACUGCCGUCCUCGUGGAAGAUGGCCGUGAUCUCGGCGUAUUGAGCCCCGACAGCGCCGACCGACACCUCCACACCAGCGAGAGGAGCUCCGAGAGGUGCCGACACGCUGCCCGCGCCUCCGCGCCCGCGGCGGCGCCGUCGGCGCCGAGGCGCCGGCACGGGCGCCACCUCCGGAGCGCCGACCGCGGCGACGGCUGCCCGCAGCAGCCCCUCGGCCGCACGCGGCAGCCGCACUCCCUCGAGAGAGUGACCGGCGGCCAGGACGCCCCCGGGUUCGCCGAGACUCUGGCAGAAAGAAGGUCGGCUACGCGCGGCGGCGGGCGGAAGGCGAAUUUUAGGAGCAACGGCAUACAGCUGACGGGACUUCUAUACGCCCCUGCGUGCGAGGGCAGGAUGGCAGACUUGCUUCGGCCCGCUCGUCGCCGCGCCCCGCUCCCCAACGAGCAGAUGCCCGGCGCCGCGCGCGCGGUGGCCGUCGCCUCGUGGGACGACCUGGUGCUCGAGGCAGCGAGAUUUGCGGGGAUGGCCCACGCCGUGCCGGCCCGGGCCCGCGCCGCGCUCGUGCGCAUCGCCCCCGCCGUGGCCGUGGCGGUGGCCGUGGCCGUGGCCUGCGCCGCGGCCGUGACCGUGGCCGCGCUCGCGGCCGUGGCCGUGGCCCGGGUGGUGGCCGUGAUCGCCGCCGAGGCAGCGGCAGUGGUCGGGACCACGGCGGUGGCCUGGCCCAGAGAUUGCGAGCGGGAGAGCGCCGAGUUGGCCCGCUGGACCGACCUUCCUGCGCUGCUGCGUGAUUUCCCUGAUCGUGCUAUGGCACGGAGUGUGGUCCGCACGGUGGCCUUCCGAGACGGUCAAGAGUCGAGAUGCCAGCUUCGUCCAGGCAUCGCUGGUGCGAGGCCUGGAAGACGGCCCGACAGAGCCCAGCAAUGCUGCCUCCACGAUCAUCAGAUCAUGUUCUUGCCCGCGCAGCGCCAGGGCCACUGCCAGGCGAUGGCUUGUCCUGCGCUACAGUUAGGCUUACCGGCGCGUGACCUGAUAUCGUAAUGGCGGAACAGCGUUGCGUUCUCCACCGCUCAGCGAGGGGA